Messenger RNA from Parnassius apollo (apollo), 312 nucleotides. NCBI's taxonomy places the organism in Eukaryota, Metazoa, Arthropoda, Insecta, Lepidoptera, Papilionidae. The record is from the annotation of a GenBank genome assembly.
AUGAUCGAUAAAGAUAAGAAAUCUGAAUCCGAUAAUCCUCCAAAACGCUCAACGGAUCCACAACAACGCCAAUCGGCUGGUAUCAAAAUAAUUGUUACCGAUGAAUCGAAUACAAAAUCGAACGCCGGAAUCGAUGACAAUAUAAUCGAAAGAGAACUGAAAGCUUUAGAUGAUAAAUGUGACAGUAUAGAGUUGGCGAAGUUGAUAGAAAACGAAAGAGAAGAGUGGAGUUCGCGAGAAAUGCAACACUUGAUAUUAAUACAACUGUAUAAAAUUUUAAGAAUACUCGAGAAGAAGAAGGACUUAACUUGA